UCCAUUUCAUUUGGUGAUUGGUGAAAUGAAAAAAUGUCGAUUUCAUCUGACUGAUGAGUUCAUAUUUCUUUUUUUAUUGUUUUCCACAUUUUAAUAUUUAUUUCAGCAAAGUACACUAUGAUUUGAUUAAACAAAAAAUGUUUGCAUCUGAUACAUUUUAAUGUAUUAAAUCAAAUGUAAGGAACAUGGAGUUUAAUAGUUUGUUAUUAUCGCAAAAUAUCUGUCGUACUUGCCUUGUGGAUUCAGAUGCCAACAUGUUUACCAGAAUACAGGAUUUAGUCGAACAUGAUAUGAAUAAAAUAAAACUUAUUGACAUUCUGGUGUUUUUGAAUUGCUUGGAGAAUAACGAUGAAGAAAAUUGGCCCCAGGGAAUGUGUUCCUCGUGUGUUUCAACUGCUUUAUUAGCAUAUAAUUUCAAGUUGGAUUGUUUGAAGGCUAAUGCUGCCCUUGCACAAAUAUUUUCCAUCCAGUCAAAUGUUAAUUUACAGCCUGAUAUGGAUUCGAUAGAUAUAAAUGUUGUGUAUCAAGACCAUGAGUAUGAUGUUCCUCUCUUUAGUAACCACCCAGUUCUGGAUUUUGAGCCUACUGUAAAUGUCAAUAAAGAAGUAGCUCCAUUGCCGCCAGUCACAGAGAUCACAUCUGCUGAACAACUUCCUAGACAAGAGGGAGAAAAGAAAUAUGCAUGCAAUUUAUGUCCAAAAUCAUUUACACGAAUUUAUGGACUGCGGUACCAUAUGGCAAAACAUUCAAAUGUGAGGAGAUAUUUGUGCCCAAAAUGUGGGAAAAGAUUUUUUCUUUCAAGUGGCCUGCGGCGUCAUUUAACUUCUCAUCAAGAAGUUGCUCCAUUUAAAUGUGGAUUCUGUAAUAAAACCUAUAGAUCACGACAGUACCUAAAAGAACAUUUCCGACUUGCUCACUCCAGUAAUAGGAAGUUGUUUGUGUGCGUAACAUGCGGCAACAGAUUCACAGCAAAAUCAACACUGAAAUCCCACAUGAAAAGUCACACAGGGGAGAAGCAACAUCAGUGUCCGCAUUGCCCCAAGGCUUACACUAGAGCUGCAUACUUAAAGGUGCAUAUUCUGACCCAUACUGGCCAAAAGAGGCCAAAGCCAUUUAUGUGUACCCAUGAUGGAUGCGGUAGGAGCUUCUCAACAAAACACUCUUUGCUGAUUCAUUUUGCACAUACACACAGCAUGGAGAGGCCUUUUAAAUGUGAAGCGUGUAACAAGGGAUUCCCUACUGCCCAUGGUCUGAAAGUGCACAAAGAGACACACAACAAUAAGGAGAUUUGUUGCAGUAUGUGUGAAAAGAAAUUUACAAAUAAAAGGGUAUUGCAAAAACACAUGAAAUUACAUGAUGCAGUGGCCAAUGACAUAGUUUUAGAAACAGAUGAUAUGAUUUUAGAAACUGUAGUUGAUUCGGUAUUCUUUGAUUAGAAAUACAAUAAUUAUGUGAUAUUGAUUGGUUAGUUUAGGGUUGAGUACUGAAUAAUUGAGAUUGCACAUUAUGAGUCCAACACUGUUUAGUAUUAAGUUUAUAAGUAAUAAAUAAAAUCGAAAAA
Amyelois transitella is the source of this 1561-nucleotide messenger RNA. RefSeq names its product zinc finger protein 667. NCBI's taxonomy places the organism in Eukaryota, Metazoa, Arthropoda, Insecta, Lepidoptera, Pyralidae. The transcript is spliced from 2 exons. Gene Ontology annotation, cellular component: nucleus. The coding region runs from base 186 to 1436 and encodes 416 amino acids. Gene Ontology annotation, molecular function: RNA polymerase II cis-regulatory region sequence-specific DNA binding; zinc ion binding; DNA-binding transcription activator activity, RNA polymerase II-specific. Gene Ontology annotation, biological process: regulation of transcription by RNA polymerase II. The record is from RefSeq and is a predicted model, not a curated record.